Molecule: messenger RNA, 1103 nt
Organism: Scutellospora calospora
Lineage: Eukaryota; Fungi; Glomeromycota; Glomeromycetes; Diversisporales; Gigasporaceae
Source: the annotation of a GenBank genome assembly
AUGCAAAGUUCGAGUCUUAAGAAAAAUCUUAAAAAGACUGCGGCUUGCACCAAUUGCCAGGUAAAGAAGAUUAGAUGUAAUUAUAAAGAUAAGGGUCCAUGCGAAGAAUGCAUUAAAAAUAAAUGCGACUGCAAAUUCGGUCAACAACAAAAAAGAGGUCCUAAGAAAGAAAAUACACCAUCUAAAUUAGACUUUCAAAAUUGGGGUGAAGUAGUAUGGCAAUCGCUUGGUAAAAAUAAAGAGGCAGUACUCCAAUUUAUCCAAUCAAUGAUAAAUAUAAAUGCAAAUUUAGUUUUGGAUGAUCCUUUAGCAAUAAACAACGAACCAACAGUAGAACAAACAGUACCCUAUUUUGAUCAAAACAUUCAGUCAACCAGAAAUUUGGAUAGAAAUUCUUUAAACAAUGAACAAGCGCUAUACAAUUCAAGCCAAGAAACUCUACCAAGCGGAAGGUUGGUUGAUAAGUCUUUAGAGAUCUAUCAUAAACAAAUGUCUGAGUUAGUUCAAGCGGAUAUAUUAAAAGGAAAUUACUCUUUAGCAACAAAUGAAGAGCAUUUGUCAUAUCUAUUCAAAAAUGUUACUGGGAAUUCUUUAACAUACAAUGAGCAAACUUUUACAGAAAAUCGAUCCUCUAGAAAUAUUAGUAGACAACAGCAACAGCAACACCGUUCAUCAAGCCGUGAAAAACGGCAAAGGAGAAAAGAAGCCCGAAACAAUGAUUUAUAUAAAAAUGUUUCUUAUUCAAAUGAUUCACACUCGCGCAGUCCAAAUAAUAUGAAUUUAACAUAUUCUAAUAGGAAGCAACAAAAUUUGAUCCCUCUACAGUUGCCAGGAGAUUCAAGAUCAAUUUCUCCAAUAAAUACUCCAGCUAUUACAAUAUCUCCUUAUGAAUCGUAUUUUUCGGAGAAUAAUGCGUUUCCAGUUUCAUUAGCAACAUCUCCAAAUGGAUUAUCAAGUCAAUCAUCACCUCUUAUACCCUUUGAAUGGGAAGAUGUGAAUCAAUUAUUAUAUCCUACCACAAAUUUUCAAACAUCGUUUAGUUUUGAAGAGGCGAAUCAAUUAUCGCAUCCUAUCGAUCCAACCAUAAAUACCCAAACACCAUC